AUAUGUUUUCUUUACAGGAUUGAAAAGCUUCCAUUGGACAAAUCUUCGACUGUAAACACAUCCAACCGGAAGUGGAACCAUUGCCAUGUGCUGCUGCGGCAGUGUUACGAGAGCAUGACAUCCUCCGACUGCAAUCGUCACCAACAACAAUCAGCCAGCAAACAGGUGUAACGGGAAAUUGCGACAACUGGCGCGCCAUUUGGCGUGCACCGCUAGGAGGCAACAUCAAAGUCUCUGUGACACAACUGUUCCGUUGUUCACUUCCGGUUACAUACACAAAGCGAGUGCGCUGCAGUCAGAAUGACAUCGUUGGAGAGGGAGAUAGAGAGAGAAAAAAAAGCACAAUACAAACGCGUCCCAGCUGUGCUGCUGCUGCUGCCUACAUUCAGGUGCUGCUCGCGCCAGAAUCGUCCAACUGUGUAACGUAAAAUAGAACAAGCUGUACAAAACAAUAGUCAAAGUAGCAAACAAAAAAGGGACGCGUGCAGGUGCGACACAUGUGCACAACCCCCUUCUAUUCAUCCUUGAGGACAGAGCUCUUCCCGGAGAUUGCAGCAUCCACCAGGUGGCAGCGGAAAAUAAAUGACUGAAGCAAGAUGGCCUGGAGAGACGUAAUGAGCCACCACAACAGUCGGUGCUGCGGCUGCUGCUGCUGCUACAGCUGUAACCAGCGGCAACUACUAGCUGUGAUACUUAUUUUUACCAUCGCCAUGGGAGCACCCCACUCAGAUCCCAGUGCUGCCAACUAUCCUGCUCCGGUGACAACACACGGUUUCUUCGCUACCCGGAACAACACAAAAGUCACGGCACAAAAGGGUGGCACGGCACUGCUUCCGUGCACCGUCCUGUCACAGACGUCGGCCCUGGUGUCCUGGGUCCGACGGAGGGACUUCCAGCUGCUCACGGUGGGUCUGUCCACGUACAGCAGCGACGAGCGCUUCCUGGUGGAGCACAUUCGCCACAUGGGCCACUGGGCGCUGCGAAUCAAAACGGUCCGCGACGAGGACCAGGGCCUGUACGAGUGCCAGCUCUCGGUCCACCCGGUGCAGUCCGUCUUCGUCGAGCUGAAAGUCGUCGAGGCCGUUGCGGACAUCGUGGGGGCACCGGAUCUGCACAUCGACGAGGGCUCCACGUUGCGGCUCGAGUGUAAGCUGAAACGAGCCACCGAGUAUCCGGAGUACGUGUUCUGGUACCACGAGCAGAACAUGGUUAACUUUGACCAACAGAAUGGCUUUUCGGUGACGCCGUUCCAACCGGCAGCGGGAACGGCCCUGCCCGGUGCUGCCACCACUACACUGGACGACGACGACGACGACGGUGUCGGAGCGGUCCCGGUGGACUUGAACCACCUCGGGUCGUUCCACCACCACCAUCAUCACCACCAUCAUCAUCGUUAUCAUCACCAUCGGCGUCGUGGUGGCCAUAAUCAUCGCCGCUUGGAGGACAACACUGGUGACGGCGACGCGGCCGCCAACGCCGACGAGGACGAUGACAGCUUUGGCCUGAACGCGCUCGAGCUGAUGGGUCCGCCAGGGUUGCUGCUGCCGCCGGAUUCGGGCCUGCUCGCGGAGACGGACGACGAUGGCGGGUGGCCACUUUGGAACCACACUGGGGCAACGUCGUUUCUGCCCUAUUCGCGCAUUUUGUCGCCCGCCACCAGCGUCCUCACAAUCAAGGGGGUCCACUCGAAGCACGCCGGAAAUUACACGUGCGCCCCGUCCAACACGCAACCGGCCAGCAUCACCGUGCACGUGCUGCAGGGUGAAAAGCCAGCCGCGAUGCAGCACGCCAACCGAAGUCAGGGCGGCGGCGGCGGCGGCGGUGGCAACCUGGACCAGGCAGCGGAUCCGGCCACCAAAGCGGCGGCCACGAGCGGCAGUGCCCCGGUGGUGGCCACGGCCGCGGCACUGCGCCAGUUGCUACUGCUGAUGCUGUUACUGUUGCUGGCACUGGCGCAACCCGAAAGUCGCCACUUGCCACGCCGAUGGCAGUUGGCGCGAGCUUUCCCGCCGGUGGCUGAGACCACCCGGAGGUGAACCAGGUGAAAGUGGGCCGGUGAAGGCGGAGCGGCGGGCCCGGAUUGAUGCACAAAACGACGGAACACACAGCUGGGGUGGCGCCAGCCAGCUCCUGGAGCCAAAUUAGGUUAAACAGUGAAAACAAAAUGUAAUACGAAAUUGUACAUGUGUGUAUGUGUGUGUGAGUGUAUGUGUGAGAGAGUAGAUGAGUGGGAGUAGGAAUAAGUUACCAUUGUUAGCAUUAUAUUGUGUGAAUGGAACGAUUGUUUGUAGCUGGGAAACCCACGCAAAUCAAUUUACACUAGCGAUUGAGAUUCGGAACGUGCCACGGUGUCGAGGUGCAAGCAUCACCAGAUUUUGGUUUAAUUCAAUCAACAAACCUGAUGAUAAUUCUCAACGUUUUCGCAAAUUGCCACAAAAAUAAACGGAGAAAAAAACCUUUAUUUUUUUUAUUUAAUUCGCAAAGCACAUUAUACGCUAGUACACAUGAUAUACAAUCUUAAAUUUAAAAAAAAAUAAAAAUGUUAAAAGCAUUACAAAUACAAAAAUACAACAAUACAAAAAAAAUACAAAAAUAUAAAAAUACAAAAAUGCAAAAAUACAAAAAUACAA
Molecule: messenger RNA, 2630 nt
Organism: Culex quinquefasciatus (southern house mosquito)
Lineage: Eukaryota; Metazoa; Arthropoda; Insecta; Diptera; Culicidae
Exons: 7
Coding region: 597-2036 (479 amino acids)
Biological process (GO): synapse organization
Cellular component (GO): neuron projection membrane
Source: RefSeq, a predicted model, not a curated record